AUGCCAAUAAAGUGUGAUAAAGGUACCAAUCAUAUAACCCGAGAAAAAUUCUCAGCUUUAAAUACUCCCGUAAUUAAAACUGUUGUAAGGAGAAUGAAAGAAGUCAAACUAAGUAUAGAUAUAAGAGGAAUGCUCCAAGCAUGCCUGACUUUUAAGUCCACUGAUAAAAUCCUGAAAUACAAUACAUCAAAUUGCUAUGCAGAUAUACUAUCACAUCUAUUUGACAAUAAUAUAAAAAUAGACAGUGAAAACAGCAAUCUGAAGAAUAAUGUCCUAGCUAUCAUUAGAAACCGAACCUACCAGCACAUUAUGGUUAAUCAAAACGCACGAGAAAUUAUGUCUAAACUGCACACAGCACUGAAGGCAGGAGAUAAAGAUAUAGCUCGAUCCGAAUGCAUCUCUCUAGCCAAUGAACUUGUAAAGCCAAACACUCUCAUAUAUAGCCCAGAGUACGGGAUACACAGACAGCCUGGCAAGAAUGGAGUGCUAGAAAACAUAGCCCAGGCUGAUGGUAUUAACGACCUAAGCUCUAGAACAUACACGCUGCAGAUUGACGACACAAAAUCCUCAGGCUUGGAAGGCUUAGUUGAGUCUACCAAAGAGAAUAUGGAUGAAGAUUUUCUCUCCCACACCAUCGACUUAAUAGAACUAAAGAAAGAAGACACAAAUAUUUUAAAAAAAUAUGCACAAACACAAGAAAAAUACAAUUUAGAAGAGCUGUAUAACUCAGAAGACAAUAAUACAGCCCUAGUGGAUAGUGGACUGUCCUUUAUUUCUGAAAAAUAUGCUGAUAUUAUAGACCUUAUUGAGAAACUUAAACACAUGGAGACUGUUCCCAGCACUAGGCCAGAGGUAAUUAGAGAAUUUAAAAAAGUGUUUACUACAGAAGAGGACCUAAAAAUAUUUUUCUCUAUCGUUGAUAACAUACAAGAAAUCAAAAUCGAAAAAACAUCGUACAGAAGCAUGAUUAGUAACAUAAAAUACAUAGGACAUAAAACUGAACUCCUGGGCGCAGCAAACGAGCCAAAAGUGCUGAAGAUAAAUAGCAAUUUAAGCAACUUUGAUAAAGACUAUAUAAGCAGAAGCGGGGGCUUAAAGCAGAAAGUGUACCAGGAAAUUGCCCGAAUAGAUGCAGAAAUAAGCAGUCAGGAGAGCGCGCGAGCCCAGAUAAUAGGAGAGGAGAAAAGCGAUGAAGAGGCUGAGAAGCUCAAACCUUCCAUCAACAACAUAGAAAAUGAAAUAUGCUCGCUGCAGUACGAUAGAAAAAAAGAGGAGCUACAAAUUAGUAACAUUCGUGAAAACCUGUACAAUUUGCGCUAUACAACCCCUGCUCAGAGAAAUUACAUGCUUGAAAAGCUAAAAGACUUUGGAAACAAGUGGGGCAUGCAUGUAGAAGUAGAACAGGUAGCAGAGGAAAGCAAGCUAACAAAAACAAAAAAUAUUUUAAUAUACAUAGGAAUGGGCAUUUUUCUUACACUCUCAAUAUUAUUUGUUGUCCGUUCAAGAGGCGAAAUAAAUCUUGCAAGCAACAACUAG
Nematocida minor is the source of this 1536-nucleotide messenger RNA. RefSeq lists its product as uncharacterized. NCBI's taxonomy places the organism in Eukaryota, Fungi, Microsporidia. The record is from RefSeq and is a predicted model, not a curated record. The transcript has a single exon. The coding region runs from base 1 to 1536 and encodes 511 amino acids.